This is a messenger RNA of Pipra filicauda (Wire-tailed manakin), 2787 nucleotides long. RefSeq names its product dynein cytoplasmic 2 light intermediate chain 1 (gene DYNC2LI1). Gene Ontology annotation, molecular function: dynein heavy chain binding. The record is from RefSeq and is a predicted model, not a curated record. Gene Ontology annotation, biological process: intraciliary transport involved in cilium assembly; intraciliary retrograde transport. Lineage: Eukaryota; Metazoa; Chordata; Aves; Passeriformes; Pipridae. Gene Ontology annotation, cellular component: axoneme; cytoplasmic dynein complex; ciliary basal body. The transcript has 13 exons. Bases 90 to 1154 code for a protein of 354 amino acids.
GCUGCCCCGUCCCCGCGGAACUACAGCUCCCGGCGCUCCCGGCGCGGUUCCCAUGGACACGGGGAGCCGGGCCCGCGCCCCGCCGAGCGAUGCCCAAGCCCAGUGAUACUUUGUGGGAUCUUGCUAUAGCUGAAGUGGAGAAGAGAGAAAACCCUGAUGAUGAUGUCAAGCAGGGGGAAGUUUGGGAAAAAUCGAUAUUAUUUAUGGGAAACAAAAAUGGGGGAAAGACCACUAUUAUAUUGAGGUGUCUUGAGAGGGAAGAGACUCCAAAGCCAACAUUAGCCUUGGAAUAUACUUUUGGAAGAAGGGCAAGGAGGCACAAUACACCUAAAGAUAUAGCUCAUUUUUGGGAACUAGGUGGUGGAACCUCAUUACUGGAACUCAUUCGAAUACCAAUCACUAGCCACAACAUAAGAUCCUUUGCUGUAGUUCUUGUAUUGGAUCUGUCCAAACCUAAUGAACUCUGGACUACUAUGGAGAACCUUCUGCAGGUCACCAGGAACCAUGUGAACAAAAUUUUAGCCAAACUAGAAAAGACAAAUCCUGAAGUAGCUGCUGAACUUAAACAGAAGAUGCGGAACAAUCUGCAGAGGGAUCACCCAGAUUAUGAGUUAGUUGACCCUUUUCCAAUACCCUUGGUGAUAAUUGGAAGCAAAUAUGAUAUUUUUCACGAGUUUGACUCUGAAAUGAGGAAAAUAAUAAGCAAGACACUUCGAUUUGUUUCACAUUAUUAUGGAGCAUCAUUAGUGUUUACCAGUAAAUCUGAGGCUCUGCUGCUGAAAGCCCGUGUUCUUAUUAAUCACUUGGCAUUUGGCUAUGAUAAAAGCAAAUCUGUAUCAGUGGAUCCCAGCAAACCUCUGUUUAUACCGGCAGGCCUGGAUUCGCUGAGCCAAAUAGGACCACCACCUGCCUCGGAUAGUGAUAUUGGAAAGAUGCGUGCAAACACACCUUUGGAACUGUGGAAAAAAGUAUUUGAGAAAACAUUUCCUCCCAAGAGUUCCUGUGAUUUACAAGAUACCAAGGACCCUGCACAGGAUAUACAGUACGCUGAGUAUGAAGUUGAUGUCAUGAGAGCUCAGAAAAACCAGGAACUUGAACAGUACAAAAGAAAUGCCUCUAAAUCCUGGAAAGAAAUGGAUUUUGACUCCGAUUGAUGAGCUGCUGUAGGUGUCUUCAGUUUAACAAUGUUUACAAAAGUAUUUUAACAUUACACUAGCAAUUUCAUCUGAUGCAGUUGAAAAUGCAUAUUAUCAGACUACAAAAUUAAUAUUUAUUAAGCAUCCCUGUUAGUAUUUUUCAUAAAAAGAGCUGUUCAUUCAGUCCAAAUUUGUGAAUCUCGGCACUGGCACAGUUUUAAAAAGUGGGGAGACAAGAAUUCUAGAUUGCUCACAGAUGGGUUUGAACAUAAAGACUGGCAUUAGUCAGUUCUACCUGUUUUAUAACACAUUAUUUGGUUUAUUUGUAAAUACUUCUGCCCUAAACAUGUAUUUAAAUAUAAACAAGUUUUCACACCCAAAAUAUGAAACUGUAGUAGAGUGUGGUGGACAUCUUUUUCUAGUUCUUUGCAUGUAUAAGUCAAAAGUAAACCUUAAGAAAUACCUGCUUCAUUGUUUGAUGUAUUUGAAUAAAUAAAUAAAAACCUGGCAGAAUAAAGUGUAAAACAUUCUUUGACCUGGAUCCAGAUCUCUGUUUCAAAAUCAUAUAGCUUAAUACAGGAAUUAUAUCUUGGAAAGUAAAAUGUUGUAAUAACUUUGCACAGAGUUUAGAAGAUGGACAUUUCUGUCAUAUAUUCAAAUGCUAGGAAGUCAUCUAAUUAAUUUGACAGAUAUUUGGCUAGUGCUGGAACUGUUAUUGAUUCACAUUCAGCCUAAGUUUGUGAAAUCCUUGCGUAAACUAGGUAUGGUUUUUGUCCGUGGACACCCUCCCUAGUAUGAGAUGGACUGAGUGUUUUGAGAAUACACAAGACAAUCUAGAAUAAAGCCAGAGGAGUCUCUUGAGAGCUAAGACUUGUCAGAGGGUAGAUGUCUGAACAGUCACUUGGCAGACCGGAUCAACCCUACAUGCACGUAAAAAUGGGAGAGACCACAUUAGUUUUAAUGUGGUGUCUUUCCAGCUCUUUAAUGUCAGUUGUUAUUUUUAACAUAUUUUUUCACCAAGUGUUUUUCUGAUAAAACUUUUGUAUCUCCGAAUGUUACACAUAAAGAUAUUAGAAAAAAAUCUUGGCCUCACACUUAAGUGAAAAUAUUGCAUUACCUUGAGGAUUGGAUUUAAAAUUCUUCAUUACGAAGUGCCUCAUCUCAAAACUAUCAUAUUAAACUAAUUACGUAAUUAUGGAAUUUUAAGAUACGAAUAUACUUGAAGAAAUCUCUAGCAAUCCCUCUGCAAAAAAUAAUUUCUUCACUGAACAUGAAAAUAAGUUACAAAAUGUAGGAAUUCUGUGUCUCUUAUGCUUUCAAUUUUGAGAGGCCCACAAGAAUAAUUUCCGAAGACAAAAAUGACAUUGCUUCCAAGAACUGACAAACAACUUUUAUGAUUUUUGCCUAGUUAAUUGACAUUUUAUUGAACAAAACCAAAAGCUUAUUAAACAAAUUUGUUUUCUAGUAAUUCACAAACUGCUUUCGAAACAAGAUUUAGAACUUGAAAGAAGGAAUAGAUAUAAAUAACUGUCUUCACUGAUUUACCAUCAUUCACAAGGCAAAAACAUGUUGGGUAACUUUGAUACUGCUACAAGAUCUGCACUCAUUGGUUGUAUAGUGUGUGUAAGAUUAAAGUGGAGUGACCUCUUCA